Messenger RNA from Strongylus vulgaris, 1371 nucleotides. The record is from the annotation of a GenBank genome assembly. Lineage: Eukaryota; Metazoa; Nematoda; Chromadorea; Rhabditida; Strongylidae.
CAGGGUGAUGAGAGCGUCAUCGAAUGCUCAGCACUUCAAGGUGAACCCUUAUCAUUAAAAUUGUCCUAUAACAUCAAUGGAACAACUGAUUCUUCUACAAAAGGUGAACCUACAAAUUGGAGAUUGUCUGGAAAUCAGGGCACUGAGUUUUUCCUCAAUUCGACGGCUUCGUUCAUAGAUGGGAUCGUCUAUUGUUCUGCUUUGCUAAAUAUCACUGGGGCGAUAAGCGAUGGUCUUUUAAAGUUCAGUCCCUUUGAACUGUACUAUCUCCUCAUGGCAAAUGGACCUACCGAUGCCAAUGGUGUGAAUAUCUCUAUGAUAGUCCCUGGCUUUGACACAGAUCCAUGUGGAUUAUCAAAAGGGUGUUUUUUGGCCACAAAUACAAAUACCGAUCCUACACCUAAUGGGGUUGCAGUUUCUUAUAGGGUGAUGAACAAUUCCUUCAUAUUCUUUGAGCUAGUAGCACCAAGUAGUUCAAAGACGGGAUCCUUUGUGGCUGUUUCGUUCUCCUCAAAUGGAAUUUUGUUUAACACUCCUUCAAUAGAAUGCUCAUCGCUAGGCACGGAUGCACUUUCAAUGAAAUUUUCCUACUACGAUGCAACCGGAACAAAUGUGCGGAUCCCAGGAGAAGAGAGCAUUCGACAGACGUAUAUUACUCAAGAAACCGCAGUUUUUCAAGAUGGUCAAAUUUACUGUUCAGCUUUGGUAAACUCACAAGGAUCAUCAGUAAGCGAUGAGGCUACUUUUGACGCUUCUACCUGCAAUGUUGAUAAAAGCUGUGUUUUACCCGAUCAAUGUUAUCGUGGAUGUAACGGAAUGGGUGUUUCAUAUGAAAUUCUGGCAAAUUCUAUUAUGAAGAUUGAACUAUUUUCUGUGCUAAAUGCGAAUAAUCAGUACAUUGCCGUAGGAUUUUCAGACGAUGACAAAAUGGGCAACGAUUAUGUGAUUGAGUGCUCAGCACUUCCAAAUCAAAGAUACAGUUUGAAAUUUUCGUACAACGACAACUCACCUGCCAACGUACGCAUUCCCAGUGAAGAAACUAUCUCAUCAUCUUAUUUUACCCAAAGCAAUAUCAUUGCAUUUGAUGGUGAACUCUAUUGCUCAGCUCUCGUAAAUGUGUCAGGAUGGAGCCAGAGUAAGGAGGUCUUCACUUAUAACCCAUCCCAAGCAUACUACCUUUUGCUUGCCAGUGGCUUUACGAAUGAUCAAGGUCUUGAUAUACAUAAACACACAUUCGUUUCAACUCCUCGCUUCCUGAACGGUGACGACAUCUCUUCGAAUAACUUUGACUACGCCACUUGCGGGACUAAGAAGGGAUGCUUUAUAUCCAACAAGGCUAAUGCUAUGGCAGCGUCCUAUCAGGUAAGAUAA